AGAAAAAAUAGGCUUUGUAAUAAAAGCCUAUUUCUAAGGUUUCCAAUUGAAAUAUUUUGUUAAAUAUUCUCUGUGAAAUCGAACAUUUUGUUGCCAAACACAGAGAUAGGUAUCCACAUAAACUUUUAUAAGACCGACAUGGGCCUAGUACCGAGCCGCCCAUUUCUAAGUCACGAGGAACUGUUCCGCUUUCGGCUGUCCAGUGGCCUGUCCACAAAGCAGCUAAAUAGCCUCUACACGCGCUUUUGCGAACUGGAUCGCUUUGAGGAUGGUUAUCUGACGCCAUCUGAUCUGCUACGCAUCCCCCAGUUGGCCCUGAAUCCCAUGUACCGCCAGGUUGUGGACUGUUUCUUUGACAAUCCUGGACAGGAUGCCCGCCUGGGCUUCGACAAGUUCGUGGAGAUCUUUGCCAUCAUCCUGAGGCCAGAGUCGGGUCCCUUUGGUGGCGCUAAACCUGGUCGCUCUGAGAAGCUGCGGUUUCUAACCCAAAUGUUUGACUCCAGUCAUAGUGGCUGCAUUAAGCGCCUUGAUUUUCGAAGGACCAUGAGCUAUUUGUUUAAGCAACAGGGGCUAGAGGACGAGGUGGCAGUGGAGUUGAUGAUGCUAGAGCAUCAGGCCUUCGGAAGCAACACACGCGAUAGGAUAUCAUACGAAGAGUUCGAGCAGCGACUUCUGGCCGCAGAUAUAGAUCUCACGAGCGACAAGUGGUCAUGGAAAUACUAUAAAGAUGAGUGUAAGAAUGAAGAAGAGAUUGAAGACAUUCCAUUGGGAUCACGGGACAGUAUCAUGAAAAAGCUAUCAACCACGAUCUCCAACUAUUUCUUGUCUAUUCGGGAUAUUUUUUAUCAGUAGCAGGAAUAAAUAAGGAGUUUCCU
Drosophila kikkawai is the source of this 875-nucleotide messenger RNA. Its product is annotated as calcineurin B homologous protein 1. Gene Ontology annotation, biological process: positive regulation of sodium:proton antiporter activity. Gene Ontology annotation, cellular component: plasma membrane. The record is from RefSeq and is a predicted model, not a curated record. NCBI's taxonomy places the organism in Eukaryota, Metazoa, Arthropoda, Insecta, Diptera, Drosophilidae.